Messenger RNA from Ornithorhynchus anatinus (platypus), 1172 nucleotides. Its product is annotated as secreted frizzled-related protein 1-like. The transcript has 4 exons. The record is from RefSeq and is a predicted model, not a curated record. Gene Ontology annotation, molecular function: Wnt-protein binding. NCBI's taxonomy places the organism in Eukaryota, Metazoa, Chordata, Mammalia, Monotremata, Ornithorhynchidae. Bases 1 to 900 code for a protein of 299 amino acids. Gene Ontology annotation, biological process: non-canonical Wnt signaling pathway; canonical Wnt signaling pathway; negative regulation of canonical Wnt signaling pathway.
AUGGCCGCGUCCGUGGCCCUGCCCCUGGCCGUGGGGCUGGCCUUGGCCCUGAGCGCCCCGUCGGGGGUGGGCGCGGCGCUGGACCUGGGCUCGCUGACCACCAAGUGCGUGGCGGUGCCCGCCGCCCUGGGGCUCUGUCGGGAGCCCGGCCGGGGCCCCUCGGAGAUGCGACUGCCCAACCUCCUGGGCCACCGGAGCCUGGCCCAGGCCGUGCCCCAGGCGGCCGGCUGGCAGAGGCUGCUGCCCACCCGCUGCCACCCGCACGUCAGGACCUUCCUCUGCUCCCUGCUGGCCCCCGUCUGCCUGGACGCGUUCAUCCAGCCCUGCCGGAGCCUCUGCGUGGCCGUGAGGGACAGCUGUGCCCCCGUCCUGGCCUGCUGGGGCCGGGCCUGGCCUGAGAGUCUGGACUGCGACCGAUUCCCCGAUGAGGACCUGUGUCUGGCCCCCCUCAGCCCGGGCUCCAAACCCAGCCCCAAAGUGCUGCCCCCGCCUGCCUGCCAGAGUUGCCCCCCACUGGAAGAGCUCACCUCGCCCUGGAGAGCCCUGGACCUGCCCUGCGACGGCAGCUUCGGGAUGAAAGCCAAGCUGACCCGGCGCAAGGCGGGGCCGGGCCCGCCGCAGUUGGAGGUGGAGGGGCCCGUGGAGCUGAGUGGCCGCGGCCGGGUCUCUGCGGCCGAGGCGCGGGAGCUGCUGCGGCGGUGGCUGCUGAUCAACGAGGACUGCGCGCGGGGGCUGACGCGGGGCCCCCGGGUCCCGGCCGGCUACCUGCUGGUCGGACGCGUGAGCGACGACGGGAGCUUCCGCGUCAGCCGGGCUCACCCCUGGCCCCGCCCGGACCUCCCGCUGCCCCGGCCUCCCCCGGCCACGCACAAGCGGAGGUGGCCGAAGCGUUUAUCCUAGCCGGGGCCGGUGGGGAGGGGGACGAGGCGGCAUCCCCGAAUCGUGGCCCUGCUCCGGCCCGCCCUGUAGAUACCCCAUCCCCCGUAAUAUAACGCCCCAGCGAAAGCUUCUUCCUCCGCCCCCACGAGCCCCUUUGGGCCGAGGCGAUUUUGUAAGUAGAAAUGCGGAUUAAGAGACGGCAAACCUGGGCCUCGGGCCAGUCCCUGGCCUCGGGCUUCGGUCCCGUCCGGUCCCAGCUUGACCCGAGGCGCCCGCCGUGGGCUGAGGCCUGG